Molecule: messenger RNA, 2903 nt
Organism: Aphidius gifuensis
Lineage: Eukaryota; Metazoa; Arthropoda; Insecta; Hymenoptera; Braconidae
Gene: Tace
Product: ADAM 17-like protease
Exons: 4
Coding region: 138-2426 (762 amino acids)
Biological process (GO): Notch signaling pathway; membrane protein ectodomain proteolysis
Cellular component (GO): plasma membrane
Molecular function (GO): metalloendopeptidase activity
Source: RefSeq, a predicted model, not a curated record
AAUUCAAUUAUUAUUAUUAUUGAAUCUCUCUCAACAUGUCAACAUUCUUAGAAAAAAAACAAAUAAUUUAUUAUUACUCACAAUGAGUCAGUUAAGUUUUGCCAUUUUUUUGGAGUAAAAAACAACAACUAAUUAUAAUGUAUUACAAUGUGUAUCAUAUAAUUUUACUAGUUCAUUUUGCAAGUGGACUACAUAGAAAUCUUAAAUACUAUGAAACAAUACAUUCAUCUCAUCUUGAGCAUAGUAUUGUCAAACGAGGUGCACAACAUAGUUAUCAUCAAUUUAAUAAAAUUAAUCAAAUUGAAUUUUAUGCUCAUGGAAGACAUUUUCGUUUAAUAUUAACACCAAGAAGAGAAGUAAUACACUCAAAAUUUAAAGCAUAUGAAGUAAAUGCUGAUGGUGAAGAAAAAACAAUUCAUCUAGAUCAUGAAAGUUUUUAUCAUGGUAGAGUUUUUGGUGAAUUAGAUUCACAUGCACAAUUACAUAUUGAUGAUGGUAUUAUGACUGGUAGUAUAAGAAUUGCUGAUGAGACAUAUCAUAUUGAACCAUCAUGGAGACACUUAUCAAAUCAUGAUAAUAAAACAAUGAUUAUGUACAAAGGAAGUGAUGUUAAAUUAAGUUGGGCUCAACGUGAUGCAAAUGAUAACAAUGAUAGUAAUAAAAAUAAAGAUUUUAUUGUACCAAAAACGUGUGGAUAUGUUAAAGAAAGUUUAAAUGAUAAUGAUGAUAAUGAUAAUGUAACAUCAUCUGUUAAUAUUGAUGGUAUUGAUGUGGUAAUUGAAGAAGAAAAAGGAGAAGAAGAUGAAGAUGAUGAUGAUGAUGAAAAAACAUUAGUUAAAACAAAUUAUAAAAUACGAUCAAAAAGACAAACAGAAACAUAUGAAUAUACACCAACAAAAACACGUUGUCCAUUACUUCUUGUUGCUGAUUAUCGUUUUUAUCAAGAAAUGGGUGCAAGUAGUACUAAGACAACAAUAAAUUAUUUAAUAAGUUUAAUUGAUCGUGUACAUAAAAUAUAUAAUGAUACAUUAUGGCAAGAUCGUCUUGAACAAGAUGGUUUUAAAGGUAUGGGUUUUGUUAUUAAAAAAAUUGUUGUACACAGUGAACCAACACGUGUACGUGGUGGUGAUACACAUUAUAAUAUGAUACGUGAAAAAUGGGAUGUUAGAACAUUACUUGAAGUAUUUAGUCGUGAAUAUAGUCAUAAAGAUUUUUGCUUAGCACAUUUAUUUACUGAUUUAAAAUUUGAAGGUGGUAUACUUGGUUUAGCAUAUGUUGGUUCACCAAGACGUAAUUCAGUUGGUGGUAUAUGUACACCAGAAUAUUUUAAAAAUGGUUAUACAUUAUAUUUAAAUUCUGGUUUAAGUUCAAGUCGUAAUCAUUAUGGUCAACGUGUUAUAACACGUGAAGCUGAUCUUGUAACAGCACAUGAAUUUGGACAUAAUUGGGGAUCAGAACAUGAUCCUGAUGUUAAUGAAUGUAGUCCAAGUGCAAGCCAAGGUGGUUCAUAUUUAAUGUAUACAUAUUCAGUAAGUGGUUAUGAUGUUAAUAAUAAACGUUUUUCACCAUGUAGCCUACGUUCAAUUAAAAAAGUAUUACAAGCUAAAUCAGGACGUUGUUUUUCUGAACCAGAAGAAUCAUUUUGUGGUAAUUUACGUGUUGAAGGUGAUGAAGAAUGUGAUGCUGGUUUAUUAGGUACUGAGGAUAAUGAUGCAUGUUGUGAUAAAAAUUGUAAAUUACGUAGACAACAAGGUGCUGUUUGUAGUGAUAAAAAUUCACCAUGUUGUCAAAAUUGUAUAUUUAUGAGAAUUGGUAUUAAAUGUAGAGAAGCACAAUAUGCAACAUGUGAACAAGAAUCACGAUGUACUGGUGCAUCAAGUGAAUGUCCAAGAUCACCACCAAUGAAAAAUGGUACAUCAUGUCUUGAAAGAGGACAAUGUAGACUUGGUAAAUGUGUACCAUAUUGUGAAACACAAGGUUUGCAAAGUUGUAUGUGUGAUACAAUUGCUGAUGCAUGUAAAAGAUGUUGUAGAAUGAGUCUAAAUGAGACAUGCUUUCCAAUUGAUCCACCAGAUCUUUUACCAGAUGGUACACCAUGUAUUCAAGGAUUUUGUAAUAAGGGAAUGUGUGAGAAAACAAUUCAAGAUGUUGUUGAACGUUUUUGGGAUAUUAUUGAAGACAUUAAUAUUAAUAAAGUAAUUAGAUUUUUAAAAGAUAAUAUUGUUGGUGCUGUUAUAAUAAGUACAGCAAUUGUAUGGAUACCAGCAAGUUGUGUAAUUAGUUAUAUUGAUAAUCGACGUAUUCAUGAAAAUGAAAAAAAAUGGCUAUGGAAAAAUACUGAUGAAUUAAUACAUCCUGAUGAUACAAGACAAGUUAUUUAUAUUGGUGGACCAUCGAGACAAACUCAACGAGUUGAGUCACAAUAAUAGUAUUUUAAAUUAAUUUUUUUUAUUCAAUAUUAAUCAUAAUCAUUUUUAACAAUUACAAUAUUAUUAGUAAUUUAAAAAAAAAAAAAAAAACAAUACCAGUUCAUUUUUUAAACUAGUCAUUUUAAACAAAGUUAAUUGCAUUUAAAUUUUUUUAUUCUUUUAAUUUAUAUUAUCUAUAAUUAUAAUAAUUAUACACCAGUUUAUUCAUUGUGAUUAACAUUCCAAACUUUUUUUAUUUUUUAUUAAUUUUACUUAACUUUUACCUUUAAAAGGCUCAAAUUUUUUUUUUUUUCCUUAAUUUUAAAAUGCAUUUAUUUAAAUAUUACUCUUGCCAAGAACUGUGAUUUUGAUAAAAAAAUAAAAUGUUCAUUAUUAUUCAUAUAUAAUAUGCAAUUAUAAUACACACAUUGUAAAUAAUAAUUUAAAUUUAAUAUGUAUAACUUAUUUUUAAUCUAAUAAAUAAUUUAUUAAUUA